This is a messenger RNA of Microthlaspi erraticum, 1878 nucleotides long. The record is from the annotation of a GenBank genome assembly. NCBI's taxonomy places the organism in Eukaryota, Viridiplantae, Streptophyta, Magnoliopsida, Brassicales, Brassicaceae.
AUGAAUCCAAAAGACAGAAAGGGAAAGGGCAUCGCCAUGGAUGACGGCGAUGAGACGAUUGCUUCGAUUGCGCGUCGACGCGAUCCUCCGCUCGUCCGGAGAGGCUUCUUGGUGGAGCCAUCCAAGCGGAUGCGGCGGAGCGUCGCAGGAAGACGGCGGUGGACGAAGCGACGGCCGCUGCUGAGGCCGAGAAGGUGGUCGAGAUGGCUGAGAUGGAGGAAGCGGCGAGAGUCGCCGCCGAAGCCGAGCGUCGGGAAGAGACUGAGAGACAGAGGGAGGGGGAAGAGCAUGAUUCCGGCGACGAAACCGACUCUGAUGAAGACGAAGAGCGGGGCCGUCAGCCAAGCGAGACUCGAGGGCAUCCCGGAUGUAAUCAAGAUGCCGAGUCGUACGCCGCCUACGGGCCUAAUCCACGAUGGGAGGUCGUGGAUGACGGAGGAGAUCCUUCGAGACCUCAUAGCGGAGGCCGAGUUCCUGACUCCGUGGAGUUUCGUAUCCCUGGCCAUCUCGAAAGGCCCUACGACGCUCCGGCUGGGUGGAUGUGCGUUUACGAGUGACCGUCCAGGCGAGCGAGACCGAACGGCGAACUCAAGGAGAACAGCGAAGCCAUCCCGUUCUAAGAAGAAAUCGAUGGGUCUUAGGAAGAGAGCGGCCGUGCCUAUUGACGACGUUGUCGUUGCUUCCGAGCCGGCGCCCAAAAAGAAAAGGGUCGAGUCCCCCAGACUGAGGGAUUCUCCUCCUUCUCCCCUUCGGAGCUCUUCCAUUGCGUCGCGUACGAGGGCUUCGACGAGGAAAGCCUCGACUUCUGUUCCUGAGGGCGUUCCGGAGCAAGUGAUCGAGCUUGACUCUCCUCCUUCCUCGGACCAUGACGAGUCUUCCCAUCACGAUGAGAGUGCUUCUCAUCACGAUGAUGGUUUGAGGACUCCGGCGCGUGGUGGUUCGCCUUCUAAGGGGGACGAGUUCCUCACCCCUGGUGGCGGCGUUCCCUCCUCUGACCGGCGUGAUCGUGGUGGUUUCGAAGGAGGGGAAUCAUCUCGGCGUCCAGGUGAGAAUGAUGAGGCGGUGUCUCGUCACUCGGAGGCGGGUGGUUUUGCUCCUGGCUCGAACCUCGGUGCUGAGGGUGGCGCCGGAAUUCCAAAGGAUGGUCCUGAGGGCUAUAAUCCUCACGCGUUCAAGACGUGGUGGAAUGGCGGGAGUCCUCUUAUGGAGGACCAGGAUGCUUGCGGAGGGGCGACUUGGAUGUCUAAAGUUCAUCCCGGCUUGGGGAUUCCGCGUGAGGAGCUCACCUUUAGGACCGAUUUCGACGAAGCUGCUCAACAUCAUAUUAUGUCUGGCGGGAAGUUCACCGCGUUGGUCCAGAAGUACGAGACGGCGCUUCGGGCAGCUAAGGACGAAGCCUUUGUGUUGCGGCGAGAGCGGGAGAUGGCCAAGGAUGUCGAUACAAUGGUGGCUGAUUGCAGCAGGAUAAACUGGUGCUUGAGUCGAAGAUCGGUCGAGGCGGCUGUGACUCAGGUCUUCGACUCGGUGAAUGACUGGUAUGCUCCUCGCCUCCAUCGCUUGUCGGAGUUCGUCGCGCAGCGGGACAUGGUUGAAGCCGCUGUGGGGAGGAGGCAAGUCGACGAAGCUCUCCUCAACUUUGUGAAGAAGAUUCGGGGAGUGGAUCUGAACUUCGACGCGAUGGAGGAGAAGCUCGCGGCUAAGCUGGCGAAGAGUAUCGCGGAUGGGGAUGCGAUUGACGAAGUUGUUAUCGAUGAUGAUGACUUCGCUCCGCCUAACAGCCUUAAACGGCUGGUGCUGCCGGGAUCUCCUUCUCGUCGAGAUGGUGGUGGUGCGGAUCCGGGUGCGGGACCCUCUACUUCUGGGGCCAAGUCUGCUUAG